UUCACUUCCGCAUUCAAUGUUUUUGAUGUUUAUCUGAUUUUUUUUCUGUUUCUUAAUUCUCUCCCAUAACAAAAUCUAUCUGAAAAUGUUGGAAAGCUAGAAUUUAAAAAUAUAUCACCAUGAAAUAUAGUCUGGAUUUUAAGGAGUGUUUAAAAGACUCUCCGAAAUUCAGAUUGUCUCUAGAAAAUGCUGAAAAUGACGUGGAAGUACUGGAACAAAAACUGGAAAGGGUGGUUCGUCUCUGCACAACUAUGUGUGACGCAGGAAAGUCUUUCAACAAUGCCGGACACGGGUUCAUCACAGGAGUGAAGGACUUGUCUGCAUACUUCAAGGAUGAUUCAAUGACUACUGAGAACAGCAAAAUUGCAAGCUGCCUGGGACAGUUUUGCCAGACCAUGUCUGAGAUGUUCAAGUAUUUUAACGUUUUGAUGGAUCAGGCCCAAAGAUCUGUGUGCAAAAACCUCAACACUUUUAUCAAAACUGAAAUAAAGAAGGUGAAGGACACACGCAAACACUUUGAGAAGAUCAGUGACGAUAUGGACAGUGCAUGUUCCCGCAACUCACAGGCUCCGAGGAGUAAACCACAGGAGUGUGAAGAUGCUCAUAACCUGAUGAUGGCCAACAAGUCAUGCUUCGCUCAUACCUCGCUGGAUUAUGUCUACCAGAUAAACAUUUUGCAGUCAAAGAAGAAAUUUGAUGUUUUAGAAACAAUGUUGUCAUUCAUGCACGCCCAGGCAACCUUUUUCCAUCAAGGUCAUGACCUGUUCAAAGAUACAGAAGAAUCUAUGAACACUGCAAGGGAUCAGGUGAAAGAUCUACAUGCAAAUGCUCGUGUAGAAUGGAAGGAAAUGGAAGAACGCCACCAUCUCGUACAAAACAAGGUGGUUGGUUUCACAGUGAGCGAUGAGGACCAAGAUGGCGGGGUACAUAUGGAGGGCUACCUGUUUAAGAAAACAAAACAUGCUUUCAAGGCCUGGGUUAGACGAUGGUUCUCCAUAGAAGACAAUCAGUUGAAGUAUCAGAAGCGCAGCAAGGACAAUGUUGUCACAGUCAUGGAGGACGAUCUGAGGUUAUGUACCGUUAAACCAGUCUACGACAUCGACCGGAGAUUCUGCUUUGAGGUCCUCUCUCCUUCCAGGAGUCACAUGUUACAGGCUCAUACAGAGGAGGAGUUCCAGGCCUGGGUCACGGCAAUACAGUCGGGGGUAACACGAGCUUACAGGGAGGCGGAACGCAGGCAGACAGAAAAUGAGUAUGACACAGGCAGCGUAAGCAGUGCUGGAGGAGCCAACUCCACAUCGAGUCUUGCUUCACUGGACACGGAGUCUGCUGGGCAGCCGAAGAAGGGCAAGGGACAAUUGCAACGUGAGCUGCUAUACAAGGUCCCAGGGAACUCGAACUGCUGUGACUGUGGAAUGCCAAACCCCAGCUGGACAAGCAUCAACCUGGGCAUUACCCUGUGUAUAGAAUGCUCUGGAAUACAUAGGGGUUUUGGUGUACAUGUGUCAAAGGUAAGAUCGAUCACACUCGACACCUGGGAACCGGAACUAUUUAAAGUCAUGUCUGAACUGGGAAACGAUGUUGUUAACCGGAUAUAUCUAGUCAAUGAAGAUGACUCCUUCACAAAACCCACACCAGAAAGUGACAGAAACAUUAAAGAAGCCUGGAUUAAGGCCAAAUACGUCCAGAAACAGUUUGUCUCUAAACUUCAACCCCCGAAAUCCUCAUCAAAUCCCGAUAGUAAAGUUAAGGGCUGGAGAGUUAAAAAGAAAACCAGGAAAUCUCCAGCAAGGGAGAUUAAGGGAGAUAACUCUAAACAAGAAGGGAAAGAUAACUCUGAUUCGAGCCCACUUGAUGAAAAAUCGUCCCCAGAUUCGGAUGAGUCAAGUGGUUGGUUAGAGGCUGUGUUAGCCGCAGGACGGGACACAGACUCCGGUGUGGUCCCCAGCAUGUCAGAGGAUAGUGUGGUCACGUGUCAGACAGCUGACCUUGACACCAGCGGUGUGAUUGUCUUUGGCACAGAUAUUGACCUUCCUGAUUUUGAGCUAGAUGUUUCCUCUGAAUCAUCUGGCACAGAGGAAGACACAAAGUCCACGUCAAGCUGGGAAGACAUGUCCACUCUCGACCCGAACAUGCUGCUAUACCGGGCGGCCCAGGCUCGGAAUGUCCCUGUGAUGCUAGAGGCACUCGCUAAUGGGGCGGACAUAAACUGGGUGUGCACGAAGGAUGGUGACAAGACUCCCCUGAUGAAGGCUGUAGAGACGGGUUCCCUGUCAGCGUGCGAAUUCUUGCUACUAAAUAGAGCCAGGCUGGAUCGGAUGGAUAAUAAAGGCAGAACUCCGCUACUUCUGGCUACUUCUAUUGGAAACACAGGACAAGUUUGCCAGUUCCUGAAGAGAGGUGCUGAUAUCGAAGCAAAGGACAAUGAAGGAAAUGAUGCACUGUCUAUAGCGGUGGCUGCCGCUAAUGCAGACAUCGUUACAUUGUUGCGUUUAGCAAAGCUUAAUAUAGAAAUGAGAGAGUCCGAUGAUUACUUAGGGUCUAACCCAGGUGACGAGACAUUCAAUGAUGUGUUUAGAGACUUUACCAAUAUGGCUUCCAACAAUCCUGAGAAGUUGAAAAGAAACAAAUGAAGAAAAGGAUGUGUCCUUCAUUUAGUCUGCGAUGCCAUAGCUCAUCACUUUGUGGACUUCCUCAUCGACUUUGUUCCAACGUGCGCUUUUAAGUGAUGAAAAGAAAAAAGAAGAAAAUGAGUGUGUCUUGUACUUUGAGACGCCCCAGCACUUGAACAUGGACCCUUCACCAGCUAUCAUCCUUUACCACUUCCCCUCAGUCCACAGUAUUUCCCCACAAUCACCGUAUCAGCCAUUGCCUAUUUAUAAUCUGCCUUCAUCUGCCUUAUAACCAGGAGACUUUCAACAAUUCAAGAUUUAUGCAGCUGGUGUAUUCUAUGAAUAUGUGUUAUUUCUUGUAGUUUUUGAUUGCAGUCUGAGCGAUGAUUUUGUGAACCUUAGAUCUGCAGAGAUUUUGACAAAUGUGAUCAUUUAACUGAAAACAUAGUUAUAGCUGAAAUGAACUCCACAAUACUUUGGAUGAGUUAAAUAUCAAACAAUUUACAAUAAUUGUUAAUCAAUAUUUAAUUGAAAUGAGAGCUGUUGUAAGCCUAUUAUAGAUUUUCCCUUACUAGUAAAAAAGCUGGUUGGAUGAUAUGGCAGUUGGUUAGAUGUGAUUUGGUUAUAUACUAGCAGAAUAAAGAAACUGUGCAUGCAGAGAUAUAAUGGUUCUAAAAUAACCUUAAACUUGAAAUAGCAAUGUAGAAGGAUAAAAUACCUCAAUAUAAAGGUACAUUUAUGUGUCAAAUAGUUGAACUAAACAUCAAAUCAACAGUGAACCCAUUCAGACUUUGCGGCUUUUUUCCAUAAAAAACAACCUAAAAUGUAUAUGGACGGUUUACAAUGUCAGAAAUCUUUAUAUUUUAACUACGCUGCAAUUAGAUUGCGUAGUAAUUUUAAUUUAGCAGUUAAACUUAAUAACUUUACUCUUGGGAAUUUUAAUUAUUUAUGCAAUAAUUCACUUUACUGGCAAUCAUUUUAAACUUAAAUAUACAAAAUACACGUUAAAAACACUACAAUACAUUAAUACAUACUAUUAUUUACAUCUUUACAAACUACACCUACUGGUGUACCGGCUUACAUCCGAGGUUGUUUUAGGUGGAAAAUGGCUGAGGAGUUUCGAAUGCAUAAAACCUCUUGACAUUAUUUUUGACAUAUUUCAUAUAAUGCCCAGUUUCUUUUGUCUGCUAGUACCGGUAUACACAUACAUAUAAAUCAGCAACAUUGAUAAUUGUGCUUUAGUAAUUGAAUAAUCUGUCUCAAUAUAUACUCAGUGUUUAAAUGUAACCAUUAUAUAAUAAUUUGACUGCCAAUGCGAAUAUGUAAGGAAUCCAAUUCACAAAUAAGUUCGUUCCCUGAUAUAACCAUGAACCAUAAUGUUAAAUUUUAAUGAUUAGUUACCCAACAUAAUUUUGGAUAAAGUUGUUAAAGUAUUUUUGUAUUUUAGUUUAAAUUUUUACUGAAAUCAGACGUAAAAUUAUCUAUUUUUUAAGAACCAAAAGUCUUGUUUGUAUAAUUUUCUGUUUAACUUCUACAUUUUCUUUUCUACGCAUAUUUCUUUUUCAAAUCAUACCCCCCAAAAGGUUACUAGGGCUCAAACAAUCAAAUAUUUGUGUAGUGGAUACCUUAGUGUUUCAUCAAUAUAAGCUCAUAAGGCUUCAUAAGCUCUCUGGUUAUCAUAGUUUACCGUCAGCCUAAUCACAAGGGGUCAGUUGUUCAGAACUUCAUUUAAAAUAACAACAGUAUUGAACGCAAUUGUUUUGGCUGUAAUACAUUAUAGAUUAACUAUUGUAUGAUGAGCUCGUAUAUUUGAAAAAAAAAUAACAAGUACAUGAGCAGUUGAAAGAGUUGUCUCAAAUCUUGUUAUAAAUACUGUAGAUCAGAAAUAUAUCCAUCAAAUUGGCAGAGCAGUAUAGAUUCUAAAGAAAACAAUGAUGACGUUAACUUUAACAAAGUUCUGAACAAUUGGCCCAUUAUGUGAUAUGCCCUAUAUGUCGCUAUAUUCAUGUAAUAAGGUUUUGAAUACUGUAAAAGAUGUAAGCUAAUCUUAUGGAACAAAACCACACACACCCAAUUCAAUUGGUGCAUUUGUUGAUACAAAAUGUUUCAGCUUCAACUUGUCUCCCAUAUAUUGUCAUUUACAGAGGGCAUAAUUCUGUGUAGUAGAGGGUUUCUACUGUGUGAUUUUGUGAUGAAUGUAACAAACCAAUACAUGUGUGCGAUUUUUGUAGAAUCUUUCUAUUGAUUAUAAAAUUAAUGUGAUACAUAUUGACACGGACCUAUAUAUGGUUUAUAGGACCGUGAUGUUGAUAGUUCUUUUGUUAUUUGAUAUCUUAAACCAUUUUUUUCUAAAUGUCUUUAAUAUUUAAUUGUGAUGAAGAACAACAUUCUGUUGGUGCUAUGUUAGUUUUUAUGAGGCAGGGCUCAAUGUUUUCCUGCCAGCUUUUAUGUUUAUCACUUUCUGAUUGAAAACAAUAUAUGUCUUUUUUGUUUUUCUCCUUUUGUUCAGGAAAAAGAUGCAAUUAACGGAAAUGUUGAGUGUCUUUUGACACUAUAAUCUAGAUUUGUGUCAAGUCUUAUGACUAAUCAUAGAUUUGUGUCAUGUCAAGUCAUAUGACUAAUCCUAGAAUUUUCAUCUUAGAUGUGUGUCAUGUCAAGUCAUGUGGCUCAUUCUAAAUUCAUGUCAUUUUAUUGUGAAUCAUCCUAGAUUUGUGUCAUCUGACUCAUCUUAGAUUUGCUAGCCCUAGAUGCAUGCCAUGUCAAAUUAUAUGACUCUUUUCUUGUUAAGUCAUAUGACUGGUUGUAGAUUCGUGCUAUGUCAAGUCAUAUGACUGGUCGUAGAUUUGUGCUAUGUCAAGUCAUAUGACUGGUCGUAGAUUCGUGCUAUGUCAAGUCAUAUGACUGGUCGUAGAUUCAUGCCAUGUCAAGUCAUAUGACUGGUUGUAGAUUCAUGCUUCGUCAAGUCAUAUGACUCUCUCUGGAUUCAUGCCAUGUCAAGUCAUAUAACUGGUUGUAGAUUCAUGCUUUGUCAAGUCAUAUGACUCUCUCUAUUUUCAUGUCAUGUAAAGUCCUAUGACUAGUCCUAGAUUUGUCAAAUGUGACUCGCCCUAGAUAAUUUUGUCCUAAAUUUGUCAUUUCAAGUCAUGACUGGUCCUAGAUUUGUGUCAUGUCAGGUCAUAUGACUGGUCAUAUAUUUGUGUCAUAUCAGGUCAUAUGGCUGGUCCUAGAUUUGUGUCAUGUCAAGUCAUAUGACUGGUCUGAGAUUUGUGUCCUGUCAAGUCAUAUGACUGGUCCUUGAUUUGUGUCAUGUCAGGUUAUAUGACCGGUCCUGGAUUUGUGUCAUGUCAGGUCAUAUGAUGGGUCCUUGAUUGGUGUCAUGUCAGGUCAUAUGACUGAUCCUAGAUUUGUGUCAUGUCAAGUCAUAUGACUGGUCCUAGAUUUGUGUCAUGUCAAGUCAUAUGACUCACGGAAUUUUGAGUGUAGAACUGAGCUCAGAAUAUAACUCCCUCAAAUCUUUUGUCUUUAAUGAGGGUAUCAAACUUGAAUAUUGAAACACAAAAUCAAUGUUUUCUGGCCUAUAUUAUGUAUGAAUUAUUAGAUAAAUUGUAUUUACUUGUUUCUCCUUAAACAUCCUAUUCCAAGCAUCAAAACCUGACUCUAUUUUGGAAACUUGUGUUUAAUACAUGUAGUUACUAUGAUUGUAUUGUACAUUUUUCCAUUUAAUGUGCUUCAAUAUGAGAUAGAACCUUUUACUCUCCUGUCAUUCAUGUCCAAAACCAUUACCAGCUCUUUCAUACAUGUAACUGUGUUAGGUGUUGUCUUGUUUAGCAUGUAAGAUAUUAAAUGUUGUAAACUUAAUGCUUGUAUAUCAAAUUCAUCAUCUUAUUGAUAAAAUAGGUAAAAGAAAACACCCUACAUAAUAUUUUGGUAAUAAGGGGUUAAAAUCCUAGUCAAGGUUGUUAGUAUUGCAUUUACCAAAAUUGGCCUGGAGUGUCGCAGACAAUUGGCACAUUUGUUUGAUAAAUGGAUACUAAUAACCCUUUAACUAGGUAAGUUUGCAGAUUAUAUUCCAUCUACCGCCCAAGCCUCUGUUUAAAUUACCUGAUUGAGACUGCUGAUAUAUAAAAUUAGAUGAACAUCUCGUUGGACAAAAUAUAGUUUCAACCACUAAACAUGUUUAUUUCAUCUCAAAGUACAGAUAACAACAUUUAAUAAUACAAAUGAUUUGGAAUUUGACUGGAGGCUCAAACCUUAUAAAGAUCAUCUAUGGCAUUAGACCGUUCUGUCUGUUAAAUGAUUGUCUUAUUAAUAUUAAAUAUCCGUGUAUAAUUACAAUUCAAUGGAAGGUGUGGCACAUUUAUGCAAAUUCUGUUAAAAAUCUUCUAGGCUUCUUAAUGUAUCAUUUAUGAACUUUCUAUUCCUAUGCACAUUGUGAAUACUGUACUAACAUUUUGGCCUCUGUUUAUCUACUUCUAAACUUUCAUGUUCUAUUUUACUUGUAUUUGUUUACAAUUAGAAAAUAUUUCUAUUCGUCAGCAAUUAGAAGGUAUUUCUAGGACAUCCUGAUCAUGACUGUGUUUCUUUUGUAUAUACAUGCCAGGCGCGUAGCUAGGGCGAAUUUGGGAUUAUGCAGAUCGAUAAUGGACAGCAUAUUAACAUUUGGUGGUUAUGGUAUGACAACAACUUUGACCUGUCAAAAUUCAUUACCGGUACGCAACUUCAUAUUUGGGUACAAUCAGCUACGCCCCUGCAUGUACAGAGCUUGGCCGCUAAAAUAGCACAAAAAGGGCAGUUGAACCAUUUCUCAUCAUGAAAAUGCAAAACAAUUUCAUACUUUUAUUCAUGCUUUUAGUCUGAUUUUUUUUUUUUUUUUCAUUCCUCCAGGUCCAAUCCUGUUUUGAAAAUAAUGUAGUAUGUAAGAACAUCUUGUUGAUACUAAUGAAAUUGUUGAUACUAAUGAAAUUGUUGAUACUAAUGAAAUAUUCUUUUGUUGAUGGUGUUCAAAAUCAUAUGAGUUUUUUAACAAAGUUAGUCAGGAUUACUGGUAUAUACAUCUCUGUUUUCUAACUAUUUUACAAAGAUAUUUGUAUUGUUGGUUUUGAAAUUAAAAAAUAAUAAUUUCUUAUUUGAAAGGCAGGCACUUAAUGAUCUGACAUUAUGUCACUUAAACAAGACAAAAAACCUACUAUUUUUCUGUGAUUUUUCUCAAUACAUUGCAUAGCCAUGCUGCUUCAAGCCUUGGCAUUUCUAAGGGUAAAGGGAUAUUAGCUGUUUUAUAAAUCUUAAUAUGGAAUUGGUUGAAAUGAGCAGACUUGUCUGUUGUAAAUGUGUGUUGUCAUUGCCUAUGAAUUGUUAUUGUAAAAUAUAAAACUAGACCUAGAAAUGAGUUUCGUUAUUGUGUUGUUACUUUUAGAUUUGUUACAUUUGAAACAUUGUUACAUUUGUUUUAAUCAUUGUUUAGACAUCAAGGUGUAUUGUUUUUUCUGACACAUAGUGGUUUUAUUCGCUCGUCUGUUUUAGGAGAAAAAAAGCCUGAAAUACUCAAGUCUAAGACAAUAAAAAAGUCAUGUGAUAUCAUACAACGCUAUAUUGAAUGUCAUGUUAUACAACAGUUGUUCAGGUAUUUUGUGGAAUUUUUACGUAAAAAGAGCAAAUUCUGUUGAAAAUGUUUGAAAAUUGGUAUUAAUUAACAUCUCAUUUCAGAGACAACAUUUUUUGGUCAGCCACUAUGGUAGAUGCCGACCCAGUUUCUCGUCAUCUAUGAAUGGUGUUCCGCAGUUUCUAAAUAUUUUAUCUACUUAUAGACAAAAAUCUUCUCUACUUUGUAAGAAUGUCAGUCCUCUUACUAACUAUUAAGUGUCUGUGCAGAAGAUAUUUUCCAAUCAGCGCAAAACUUUACAAUGCCACUUAGUUCAAUGUCACCAGUUGCCGAUCAAAAAGCAGUGUUUUGAAACACAGAUGAUUAGUAGUUAUUGCUUUAGACAAGAUCUAUAAAUUUGCAGGAAAUGAUGUGAAGACAAAAUAUGUCUCAUAUAUUCCAUUAGCCUGAAAUCAUCCUGUUAAAAUAGGGUGUAAUCAUACUUCAGAUUUAUUAAUAGUAUACCUUUUAAGAAAUUGUUGUGACAGUUUUGAUCUAAGUCAAAUAGUAAUACACAUGUGUUGUCAUGGAUACCAGAAAUCUAGAUGUACCUUUUUGUAGCAUUUGCUGAAAUACACGGUAUUUGUAUCAACAAUGUGGAAUGCAUUGAACUAUAUUUGCACCAAUUUACAAAUAUUUUCAACAAAAUUUAAAAACAACCCUUAAACAUUAGGCAAGUUAUUUUGUGUUUUUUUGCUUGGACCGCCAGUCCCAAUUUUUAGCUUUUUUUGUUUUUUUUAUUUCCACCUUGAACAAAAAUUGUUAACCCUUUGGCUCUCGAUGGCAAUUUAAAAAUUAUAUUUUUCAUUUGAUAAAAAGUAUCUGCUGAAAUUGUUUUUGGUUAUUUUUGAUAAAAGUUAAAUAUUUAUGGGAUUGAAUGGAAAAGUUACUUAGCAAAAAGUAAAAUUGUUGAUUUCUAUUUAUUUUUACUUUCCAUGCUCCUACAAACAUUAUUUUUUAAAGCAAUAAUAAACCAUAAAAAAGAACUCGAUCAUUAAUUCUGUAGACAGUUUGUUGUAAGUUUGUCCCUGUCAAAUUGUCCACCCAUUAGCCUAGCAGAGUGGGAACAAGAUAACUAAUGGUCUGAUCUCUUUAUUGUUUUUAAUACUCACUUCACUAUUUGUCUUAUUCUAUUCAUACGCUGUUUUAGUUGGUGUUAUUUUUCAUAAUGUUUGGCAUUUUUUUUGUGUACGUCCUGCUUUGACGCAUAGAGGUAUUUCACUGCAUUUAAUUUAAAAUUUGCGAUGCCUGUUGAUCCUUAUAUAUUAAUGUUGUUAAUAUUUGAAAGAAUAUUGCUUGCUGUUUACCAAUAUCAAAAACAAAUGGCUGGAGAUACAUUACAUAUAAAGAUAUUGCCCUUUUUUCUUAAUAUUAAAUAAAAACUGAUGUGAAAAGGCCUUAUUGAGCAAUAUUUCAAGGCCCAAAAUGAGAUUAUGCGCUUUUGCAAUAUUCUUAUCUGUAUAAUAUUAACAUAUUUGUCCUCUUCUAAUUAAAUGGUACCGAAAUAAUAUUGGUCGCCAGGCAUCUUAAAUUAAAAUAUUUAUAAAUCUAGCUUCUUAUUUAAAAUGCAUUUAUAAUCCCUACAUAUACAACAGUGUAAUAUUAAGCUACGUGUGCUUGUGUUUGAAUUUUUUAUAAUUUGCAUCAAUGUGUUUUUUCUCCAUUUUCCUUAGCUAGUCAGUAUUCUUUUGAUUCGCCAUUUUCAUCGACAUUGUGUACAUACAACUUGAUGUACUUUUUGCUUGUUACAAAUGCUUAAAUUGUUUUCACAUUCAUCUUUAUUUCUUGAAUCAUUUAGAAACUGAUUGUGAAGUACCGUAAACAGCUUUGCUUGCUUAUGAGCAAUUUAUUAGACAAAGAAAAUACCAUGAAGACUUAGUGUUUACGCGCAUGUCUCAGCCAAAGGGAUCACAACACAGAGUCUUAUUUAAUCAACAAGAAAGUAUCUGUGAAAAAGAUUGCCAUAGCUUUAUUAAGCCAUUAAUUGAAUUUAUUAAAUGUGUUGUUAGGUGGUUUACACACGUUAGUAGAGACAUUUGCGCCAACACUAAAAAUGUAAUUAUUUAUUUUUGCUUUACUAAACAAAUAAAUCAACAGCCAGGCUGUUCCCUGAAAAUGCUGAUUUACUGGUUUAGCAAUGCAAAAAAUAAAUAAUAUCUUAUUAAACAAAAUUACUAGUACAAAGCCUUUAAUUCACUCAUUCAAAACCUUUAGCUGUUUUUUCCUUUUUGAAAAUGCUGUGUCUUGUUGCAAUUGCAAUAUACUUUUAUCUUUUGCAAAAUAAAGUGAACAGACCUUCAA
Messenger RNA from Mya arenaria, 10551 nucleotides. RefSeq names its product arf-GAP with coiled-coil, ANK repeat and PH domain-containing protein 2-like. Gene Ontology annotation, cellular component: cytoplasm. Gene Ontology annotation, molecular function: protein binding; GTPase activator activity. The transcript has 26 exons. The coding region runs from base 120 to 2633 and encodes 837 amino acids. Lineage: Eukaryota; Metazoa; Mollusca; Bivalvia; Myida; Myidae. The record is from RefSeq and is a predicted model, not a curated record.